Messenger RNA from Pogoniulus pusillus (Red-fronted tinkerbird), 1960 nucleotides. It is a transcript of the gene ACADL, whose product is annotated as acyl-CoA dehydrogenase long chain. Bases 99 to 1394 code for a protein of 431 amino acids. The record is from RefSeq and is a predicted model, not a curated record. Lineage: Eukaryota; Metazoa; Chordata; Aves; Piciformes; Lybiidae. The transcript has 11 exons. Gene Ontology annotation, biological process: long-chain fatty acid catabolic process. Gene Ontology annotation, molecular function: flavin adenine dinucleotide binding; long-chain fatty acyl-CoA dehydrogenase activity.
CCCCGGAAGGGAAAGCAGAGCAGCGUCCCCGGCUCCGGGCCGUGACUGGGCGAGGUGCCGCCGCUGCCGGCCCACGCCCCGUCCGGCUGCCCUGCGAGAUGGCGACGCGGCUGCUCCGCCUCGGCGGCUUGCUGCGGGCCGCCGGCCCCCGGCUCUUCUCUGCCCAGGCCAGCCCUGUGCAAACUGAACAGCAUGGCCCAAAGCGCCUGGAACCAUCCUCUGCUAAAACUCUGAUGGAUAUAGGCACUCGGAAGAUCUUCUCGUCGGACCAUGAUAUCUUCAGGGAAAGUGCUAGGAAGUUCUUUCAAGAAGAAGUGUUGCCUUUUCAUGCAGAGUGGGAGAAGGAUGGCCAGGUGAGCAGGGAGCUCUGGGAGAAGGCAGGACAGCAGGGCCUGCUGGGGGUCGCUAUAGCUGAAAAGCACGGCGGCAUCGGAGCAGACAUUCUCUCUUCGGCCGUGGUCUGGGAGGAGCAGAUGUAUGUUAACUGCACUGGCCCAGGAUUCAGCCUUCAUUCUGAUAUAGUCAUGCCCUACAUUGCAAACUAUGGCACUGAAGAACAGAUUAAACACUUCAUCCCUCAGAUGAUUGCAGGCAAGUGCAUUGGAGCCAUUGCCAUGACAGAACCCGGGGCUGGCAGUGACUUGCAGGGAGUACGAACGUAUGCAAAGAAAGAUGGGAGUGACUGGAUUCUUAAUGGGAGUAAGGUCUUCAUCACCAAUGGCUGGAUGAGUGACGUGGUGAUUGUGGUGGCGGUUACAAACCGGGAGGCUCGCUCUCCUGCUCAUGGCAUCAGCCUCUUCCUGGUGGAAAAUGGAACUAAAGGCUUCAUCAAAGGACGCAAGCUGCAAAAAAUAGGCCUGAAAGCUCAAGACACAGCAGAGCUGUUCUUCGAAGAUGUGCGGUUGCCAGCCAGCGCCUUGCUUGGGAAGGAGAACAAAGGCUUCUAUUACCUGAUGGCAGAGCUCCCUCAGGAGCGGCUGCUGAUCGCCGAUAUGGCUUUGGCCAGCUGCGAGUUCAUGUUUGAGGAAACAAGGAACUACGUGAAGCAAAGAAAAGCUUUUGGCAAGACGAUUGCACACUUGCAGACAGUACAGCACAAGCUGGCAGAGAUGAAAACACAGAUCUGUGUGGGCCGAGCUUUUAUGGACAACUGUUUGCAGCUGCAUGCAGAGAAAUGCCUGGACUCCGCCACAGCUUCUAUGGCAAAAUACUGGUGUUCUGAUCUCCAGAACAGCAUAGCUACUCAGUGUGUGCAACUGCACGGAGGAUGGGGGUACAUGUGGGAGUAUCCCAUUGCAAAAGCUUUUGUGGAUGCCCGUGUUCAGCCCAUCUACGGCGGUACCAAUGAAAUCAUGAAAGAACUUAUUGCUAGAGACAUUGUCAGUGACAAGUAGGGCAGAUGCUCGCUGCUUUGGAGAGUCUUCUAGAAUCCCUUUGUGUUGAUAGAUGGCAUAAAGUCAGACAUCAGAAUGUAAGUAAAAUGAACGUGGUGUAUCUUAUUCUUUCAAGGGGGUGUCACUAGUUAGGAAGUGUACCAAGACCGAUACCUAGGUUACCUAAUAUUUAACGCACUUUCAAUUGGAGUAUCUUUAGACAGGCUCCAAACCAGAGUGUUCUGGGCUCUGACAGUGUAGUGCAAGAUAGUUUUGUUGCUGGAACAUUAUGGGUAGCUCAGUCUCUUGGACUUGAUGCCAUUACACUGACUCCAGUCUGUCAGAGUACAUGUCAGAGAAGCCAUGUUCUUAAGUAAACAGAAAUGUUAAUGUAGCUCUGAAUUUGUAUUUCUCCUUGACAAUCACCACUGUGUUGGAGCAGAACUUGAAACUUUCUCUUGCUCUCCACCUGCUUACUGUGCAGCAGCCCCUCGCUUCAGGAGGGUGACCUCUGUGUUUACAUGUAACCCGGAAUGCCUUAUUUUAAUUACUUCCUUCAAAUAAACGUAAUAAAGCAUUUCUAUGCA